UUUCAAAGUUGAAACAUAAAAGAGAGAUAGAAACAGUGAGGAAGAUGGGAUCUUGGGUGAGGAAGAGACUGCCAUUGCGCCGAAAGCUUCAAACUCAAAGGAGCCUUACCAGGAGGAAAUCCAUCAAGAAGAGUUCAAUUGUCAUGGAUGCUAUGCUCCACAUUUACCUACUGAAACUCAAGCUUGAAGCAGCCCACAAAGAGUGCUUAGAUCUCAUGGCCAUCAAAACAAAGUACUUAGAUCUAAUCAAACAUCUUCAUGUGCCCGAGGAAGUGAAGGUGGAGAAGAUUGAGGAAGGGUUUCAUGUAAGAGUGACAUGCGAGAAAGCAGAAGACACUUUGGUUUCAAUCUUAGAAGCGUUUGAUGAAAUGGGUCUUAAUAUUCUGCAAGCUAAAGUUUCCUGCAAUAGUUACUUUUCCAUGGAAGCCAUUGCAGCUCAUGUAGCUCUAAAUCAAGAAUACAAGCUGGAUGUGACAGAUGUGACCCGAGCAAUUAUUAAGGCCACCAGAAGCGAGAUUAAUGCCGCAACUGACGAAGUUGAUUUAAAAACUAGUUAGUGCUAAUCAUCAAUGUCAUGAAGACUUAAACUGUUGUAUGCGUUUCUGAUUAAUUCUGUGUGCUGUGAUGUAAUAUAUGUAUUUGUUGAGUAAGAUGCUGGUACAUGUAUGUUUCUCAUACAUAUUA
This is a messenger RNA of Rosa chinensis, 684 nucleotides long. RefSeq lists its product as uncharacterized. Gene Ontology annotation, biological process: regulation of DNA-templated transcription. NCBI's taxonomy places the organism in Eukaryota, Viridiplantae, Streptophyta, Magnoliopsida, Rosales, Rosaceae. Gene Ontology annotation, molecular function: sequence-specific DNA binding; DNA-binding transcription factor activity. The record is from RefSeq and is a predicted model, not a curated record. The transcript has 3 exons. The coding region runs from base 45 to 557 and encodes 170 amino acids. Gene Ontology annotation, cellular component: nucleus.